This is a messenger RNA of Caenorhabditis auriculariae, 2453 nucleotides long. The record is from the annotation of a GenBank genome assembly. NCBI's taxonomy places the organism in Eukaryota, Metazoa, Nematoda, Chromadorea, Rhabditida, Rhabditidae.
AUGCCUCGCAUGGGUCCCAGGGUGUGUUUCCGGUACUUUACUCAGAGCUUCUCGAUCAAAACUCGUUUCACUCGGGAAGGCAUAAGAUUCCGUCUCAAGACACAGAAAAGUUUGUUUUUUGUUCAGCUAUCUAAUUGAUUGACUCGUAUAUAAAAAUUUCCAGAAAUCAGUCUUAAAGUUUGAUGAACUCUCGUGAAAAAGGCAUUCCUUUUUUGUUAAAAGAAUGAGUUUUUUUCUUUAGAAAACGAUCAGAACGUGCGCUAUAACGUGAAUUCGUGGAUCGAUCAAAAUGAUCAUAUCAAGAUCCGACCUGUCAGUGAUCUUCUGAAAUGCUUCGGGUUUACUUUUUUGGUUAGUAAAUUAUUUUUAGUUCGAGAAAAAAAAAAUUGAUUUUUAGACAGCUACUGUUGCGUUCAACUUGGCUAUUUAUGUCGAUUGGGAAAAGACGAAAAAGGCGACGCGUAACUAUAUCAGCGGUUUGAGGUAGAAACCUUUGCAAGACUGGAGCUAUUCGGUAUUUUUGAAUGCUUAGAAGGUCGCCCCAAGGAGAAUCUUUGUGGGACAGAGUGACUCCAGCGAGCAAAGCCGCGUUCACCUUGAUCGGAUGUUAGUCGAAACGUUCGCAUUUUAGCCUUGUAUUUUCUUCAGUAAAUUGUGCCGUUUUUCUCCUCUGGAAGGUCCGCAGCUGGCAUCCGUUCAUGUGGCGCUACUUUACCAACAGCUUUUCGUCCAGUUAGUUGGACUUUUAAUUAGAAAAUUAUUUAAGACAAGUCGUUUGUUUUAUUUUAUAUUUGCAUUUGUGCAAACGAAAAAAAAGUGGACAAUUAAAAACGAUUGAAAAAUGGAAAAAGAUAUCGCGCAGCCGUUUCGAGUCUCAAAAAUGGAAGGCGUAGGGAACUUCAAAGAAAAUUGAGAUAAUGUUGAAAAAAUUAGAAGAGGUGAAAUUUUAGGCGUGUUUUUGGCGUGUGUCUCACAAGGAAGUUUAUUUCACUCGAUUCUUUUAAAAAUUUCGAAUUAUCUUCAAUGUUUUUUUGGGAAGAUUGAUAAAGUCUUAACUGGCCAACCUUCAAAAAAAGACGCUUCUUGAAACUAAUAUUGACUUUUUUCUUGAAAAAGAGGGAGAUAGGCAAGUUAAGAAAUUUAAUAUCAUCAUCAUAAUUUUUCAGUGUAUUUUCGAGUUGAAAACUUUUUUCGUGAGUUAUGAAAUUUUGAAAUGAAAAUAAAGUUCUAACUUUAUGCAAAACUUGAAGAAUCCCUGUGUCUUCCGAUGCUGACGAGCGUUUUUUCGCACUCAUCGGCGGUUCAUCUCGCUUUCAACAUGUACGCCACCUACUCGUUUUUCGACCUGCUCAUUCAACAUCUGCUCGGUGUUGAACAGGUGAUCAUCGUCUGCCUGAAACUAUUAUCAAAGCUUUCUGUUCAGUUCUGGGCGUUUUAUCUCACCGCGGGGGUCGUCUCGUCUCUGGCGAGUCUUUCUCAGAAAGCUGUCACGCGGAAUCCUGUCAGAGCACUCGGAGCCGUGCGUUUUUAUAUCAAAAUGUCGAUUAAAAAAAUUCAUUAUUGUUAGAAGUUUCUAAGUAAUAAAAAAUUUUUUUUUGAAGUUUGUUUAUCAAUAACAUGCUUAAAAUGGUCAUUUGAAAAAAUAAAUCAAAUUUUUUUGCUCCGGAGCUCAAAUUCAACCAAUAAAAUCUUGGGAAUUUUUUUAUCUUGUCUUCGCAUAUUUUCUGAAUUCACUUAAAAUACGCUCUAGCACCUAAUUUUGAUUCCCAGACCAAGAAAUUUUGAAAUCUUAAAAAAAGUUUGUAAAAAAAGUUUUUUUACGUGUAAUUAAAAAUUUUAUUGUGAUUUUUUUACGGGAAAAACUACCAGAAAAAAAGAAGUUUCGUGCAUCAAGAUGUGAAAUUAAAACUGUUUUUUUGGAUUUUCAGUUGAUACAUAUUCAAGCAUUUUAUUUGAGAGAAAUAUUCAAUUUUUUUAAGCUCUAUUGAAACUAAUUAAAGGCGAUUUUUUUCACAGUCUUAUGAAAACUUGUGACGUCUACCCGGAAGAUUAAAAAAAGGUUAUUUUUUCUCGUUUUUCAAACUAUCGUCUUCAGAGCGGCGCGAUCCUCGCCAUGGUUUCGUAUUUCUGUAUGAGAUACCCUAAUUCGGAACUCAGCCUUCUUUUGGUGCCGGGACUCAAAUUUUCAGCUGAAUCGGCGCUGUGGGCCAUUCUGCUCUUUGAUACCGCUGGCCUCAUUUUUAGGUUAGAAUUGGGAUUUUUCAAAGUUUUAUAGUUUCAUUUCAGAUUCCGCGUCUUCGACCACGCUGCCCAUCUCGGCGGAGCCCUUUUCGGAGUGUCAGUUUCCGAGAAAAAAUAAUCAGAAGUUAUUAUUUUUCUUCAGGUUCUACGCUUUGUACGGCGAAGAAUUUAUCUGGAAGAUGUACGGCGAUAUUUUGAGGAAAAAUAUCUAG